Molecule: messenger RNA, 1313 nt
Organism: Mercurialis annua (annual mercury)
Lineage: Eukaryota; Viridiplantae; Streptophyta; Magnoliopsida; Malpighiales; Euphorbiaceae
Product: 26S proteasome non-ATPase regulatory subunit 7 homolog A
Exons: 10
Coding region: 173-1105 (310 amino acids)
Biological process (GO): proteasome-mediated ubiquitin-dependent protein catabolic process
Cellular component (GO): proteasome complex; proteasome regulatory particle
Molecular function (GO): protein binding; metallopeptidase activity
Source: RefSeq, a predicted model, not a curated record
AAACAAACAUAUAUAAAGACCGAGUUUUCCUGCAGAACAAGCAAGAAAAUUCUAAAAGAACAAACACCCAGAAAUCAAAACCAAAAACCCAAAUCAAAUCACUAUCAACUUCAAUCAAACACCAGAGAAAUCAAAAAUCAAAAAUUUUGACUCAAGAAAAAAGUAUUAAACAAUGGAUGUAAUUAAAAAGCAGCAAAUUUCUGCAACGCCGAUUGAAAAAGUGAUCGUGCAUCCACUGGUUCUUCUCAGCAUUGUGGAUAAUUACACUAGAGUUGCUAAAGAUACUCGAAAACGCGUCGUCGGAGUGUUGCUUGGUUCUUCUUUCAAAGGCACUGUUGAUAUUACUAAUAGCUAUGCAGUUCCAUUUGAAGAAGAUGACAAGGACCCAAGCAUUUGGUUUCUUGACCACAACUAUCAUGAGUCAAUGUUUUCCAUGUUUAAAAGAAUUAAUGCCAAGGAGCAUGUUGUGGGCUGGUACAGCACAGGUCCAAAACUGAGGGAAAAUGACUUAGAUAUCCAUGGACUGUUUAGUGACUAUGUUCCAAAUCCUGUGUUGGUCAUAAUUGAUGUCCAACCAGUAGAGCUGGGAUUACCUACAAAAGCUUAUUGUGCAGUUGAAGAGGUCAAAGAGAAUGCCACCCAGAAAAGCCAGAAGGUCUUUGUGCAUGUCCUAUCAGAAAUUGCUGCUCAUGAAGUUGAGGAAAUUGGCGUGGAACACUUGCUAAGGGAUGUGAAAGACACCACUAUUAGCACCCUUGCAACAGAGGUGACCGGGAAACUUACUGCUUUAAAAGGGUUGGAUGCUCGAUUGCGAGAAAUACGUAGUUAUCUUGACUUUGUCAUCAAUGAAAAGCUACCACUGAACCACGAGAUUUUAUACCAUUUACAGGAUGUGUUCAAUCUCCUUCCCAAUCUCAAUGUUGCCGAGUUGGUCAAGGCUUUUUCAGUGAAAACAAAUGACAUGAUGUUGGUUACCUACCUUUCUUCCCUGAUCAGAAGUGUAAUAGCUCUCCACAACUUGAUCAACAAUAAGUUGCUGAACAAAGAACAUGAAAAAGCUGAAGACUCGAAGUUAGUUGAUGUACCUGCUGCUGCUGGUAGCUAGACAUGGAGGUCCGACCGGGGUGGCCGUCUUUCUCCAUCUUUCUUGGAGAAUCAUGUGUUUUCUUGAUGAGACAGCUGGACGGGUUGGGUGGUGGUGAUUCAGUGAAAGACAUCCACAUUAUGUGUUUCUUCUGAUAUAUUUACAAUAUUUUUUCUUGGACUGCUUGCAAAAUGCUAAUUCAAUGGAAAAAAUGAUUUCAAGAUGCUAA